AAUUUCAUGAAUUAUGUGAUGAUAUAUCUAAUACUGUUACAUUCAUUAAAGUAAAAGGGGAAAAUGAAAUUAUUGGUGGAUAUAAUCCUUUAAAAUGGAUAUCUUCAAGUCUAUCUUGGCAUAAAACUGAUGAAAGUUUUAUUUUUUCUUUUAACAAUAAGGAUAUUAAUAAUGCAAUAAUUAGUGAUAUAGAAAAUACAAAUUUUGCAUUGUAUAAUAACUAUCAAUAUGGUCCACAUUUUGGCGAUAUUACUAUAUAUAGUUCUAAUCGAUCUUCAGAUUAUAAUAAUAUUUACUAUAAAAAGCAAAAUUAUAAAAAGAGGAUAAGAGAUUCUGAAAGUAAUUUUUAUAUAGAAGAUUACGAAGUAUUUCAAAUCGUAAAGUGCUAGUUUUAUGAGACAAAUAAAUUCCUAUUAUCAUAAGAAUUCGA
Rhizophagus irregularis DAOM 181602=DAOM 197198 is the source of this 430-nucleotide messenger RNA. The record is from RefSeq and is a predicted model, not a curated record. Lineage: Eukaryota; Fungi; Glomeromycota; Glomeromycetes; Glomerales; Glomeraceae.